AUGGCCUCCGAACCAGGCCCACAGGUGAAUGGACACCUUGAAGCAGAGGAGCGGCAGGACCAGAGGCCAGAGCAGGAGCUGACCUGGAGCUGGGGCCACCGGCCUAGAAGCGCCCUGGACAGGGUCAAGGCCAUGGCCCCCCCACCGCCACUGACCCCCAGCACCCCACUCCUGCAUGGCGAGUUUGGCUCCUACCCAGCCCGCGGCCCACGCUUCGCCCUCACUCUCACACCACAAGCCCUCCACAUACAGCGGUUGCGCCCAAAGCCCGAGGCCCGGCCCCGGGGUGGCCUAGUCCUGCUGACCGAGGUCUCAGGCUGCUGCACCCUGCGGAGCCGAAGCCCCCUGGACUCAGCAGCCUACUUCUGCGUCUACACCUACCCCAGGGGCCGGCGUGGGGGCCGGCGCAGAGCUGCACGCACCUUCCGGGCCGACGGGGCAGCCACCUACGAGGAGAACCGCGCUGAGGCCCAGCGCUGGGCCACGGCCCUCACAUGUCUGCUCCGUGGACUGCCACUGCCUGGGGACGGGGACAUUACCCCCGACCUCCUGCCGAGGCCGCCCCGUUUGCUCCUAUUGGUCAAUCCCUUUGGGGGGCGGGGCCUGGCCUGGCAGUGGUGUAAGAACCAUGUGCUGCCCAUGAUCUCCGAAGCGGGGCUGUCCUUCAACCUGAUCCAGACAGAACGACAGAACCAUGCCCGUGAGCUGGUCCAGGGGCUGAACCUGAGCGAGUGGGACGGCAUCAUCACGGUCUCGGGAGAUGGGGUGCUGUAUGAGGUACUGAAUGGACUCCUACAACGCCCCGACUGGGAAGAGGCUGUGAAGACCCCCGUGGGCAUUCUCCCCUGUGGCUCGGGCAACGCGUUAGCAGGAGCUGUGAACCAGCACGGGGGAUUUGAGCCGGCCCUGGGCAUUGACCUGCUACUCAACUGCUCCUUACUGCUCUGCCGGGGUGGCAGCCACCCUCUGGACCUGCUCUCCGUGACUCUGGCCUCCGGCUCCCGCUGUUUCUCUUUCCUGUCUGUGGCCUGGGGCUUCGUGUCAGACGUGGACAUCCAGAGCGAGCGCUUCAGGGCCCUGGGCAGUGCUCGCUUCACCCUGGGCACAGUCCUGGGCCUUGCCACGCUGCACACCUACCGUGGCCGCUUCUCCUACCUCCCUGCCACCGUGGAACCUGCCUCGCCUAACCCUGCCCAUGGCCUGCCAAGGGCCAAGUCAGAAUUGACCCUAGCCCCGGCCCCGGCCCCAGCCGGGGCCCACUCACCCCUGCAUCGCUCAGUGUCAGACCUGCCCCUGCCCCUGCCCCAGCCUGCCCUGACCUCCCCUGGCUCACCUGAACCCCUGCCCAUCCUGUCCCUCAACGGUGGGGGCCCAGAGCUGGCUGGGGACUGGGGUGGGGCUGGGGAUGCUCCACUGUCCCCGGACCCACUGCUGCCCUCGCCCCCGGGGACCCCCAAGGCAGCUCAGCUCUCACCCAUCAGCGAGGGGCCCUCAGAAAUGGCAGCAUCCUCUGGGCUCCCACCUCCCACCCCUGGCGCCCCGGUAGCCACCUAUGCUGGGGGACCACCUGACCACCUGCUCCCUCCUCUAGGCACUCUGCUACCCCCAGACUGGGUGACAAUGGAGGGAGACUUUGUGCUUAUUUUGGCCAUCUUACCCAGCCACCUGGGGGCUGACCUCGUGGCGGCCCCCCACGCGCGCUUUGACGACGGCCUGGUGCACCUGUGCUGGGUGCGUAGCGGCAUCUCGCGGGCGGCGCUACUGCGCCUGUUUCUGGCUAUGGAGCGUGGUAACCACUUCAGCCUGGGCUGUCCGCACCUGGGCUACGCCGCGGCUCGUGCCUUCCGCCUCGAGCCACUCACGCCUCGCGGAGUGCUCACGGUGGACGGGGAGCAGGUGGAGUACGGGCCAUUGCAGGCGCAGGUGCAUCCUGGCCUUGGUACAUUGCUCACGGGUCCUCCAGGCUGCCCUGGGCGGGAAGCCUAA
This is a messenger RNA of Rangifer tarandus platyrhynchus (Svalbard reindeer), 1986 nucleotides long. The record is from the annotation of a GenBank genome assembly. Lineage: Eukaryota; Metazoa; Chordata; Mammalia; Artiodactyla; Cervidae.